Messenger RNA from Mauremys mutica (yellowpond turtle), 3227 nucleotides. It is a transcript of the gene NFS1, whose product is annotated as NFS1 cysteine desulfurase. The coding region runs from base 46 to 1380 and encodes 444 amino acids. Gene Ontology annotation, molecular function: cysteine desulfurase activity; pyridoxal phosphate binding. The transcript has 13 exons. Gene Ontology annotation, biological process: [2Fe-2S] cluster assembly. Lineage: Eukaryota; Metazoa; Chordata; Testudines; Geoemydidae. The record is from RefSeq and is a predicted model, not a curated record. Gene Ontology annotation, cellular component: mitochondrion; nucleus; cytosol.
GGCGUGACAGGAGAGGGGCUGUUUCCGGGCCUGGCUCUCGCGGGGAUGUUGCUGCUGCUGAGGAGGGCGGCGGCGCUGCGGGGGGCCCGUGGGCUCGGGGGGCCGCCGGCCCGGCGGCUUUCGGAGGCGGCCCGGCGCCAGGAGAAAAAAGGCCUUGGUGAAGAAUCCAUGCUCCGGCCGUUGUAUAUGGAUGUCCAGGCAACUACUCCUCUGGACCCCAGAGUUUUGGACAGCAUGCUCCCUUAUCUAAUGCACUACUAUGGCAACCCACAUUCCAGGACUCAUGCCUAUGGCUGGGAGAGUGAGUCUGCUAUGGAGCGAGCCAGGCAGCAAGUUGCAUCAUUAAUUGGAGCAGAUCCUAGAGAGAUUAUUUUUACCAGUGGUGCGACAGAAUCAAAUAAUUUAGCAAUUAAGGGUGUUGCAAGAUUCUAUAAAUCCAGAAAGAAGCAUAUAAUUACAACUCAGACAGAACACAAGUGUGUGCUGGACUCUUGCCGUUAUCUGGAGGCUGAAGGCUUUCGUGUCACAUACUUGCCUGUUAAAAGAAAUGGGCUCGUAGAUUUAAAGGAACUGGAGGAUGCACUCCAACCAGACACAAGCUUGGUGUCCAUAAUGACUGUGAAUAAUGAAAUAGGAGUAAAGCAGCCAAUUAGUGACAUUGGUCAGAUCUGCAGCUCUCGUAAAGUUUUCUUCCACACCGAUGCUGCGCAGGCAGUUGGUAAAAUCCCCAUGGAUGUCAAUGAUAUGAAAAUUGACCUAAUGAGCAUCAGUGGCCAUAAAAUCUAUGGUCCAAAAGGGGUUGGUGCCAUCUAUAUUCGCCGUCGGCCCCGGGUGAGGUUGGAACCCUUACAGAGUGGGGGAGGCCAGGAGAGAGGAAUGCGAUCUGGGACUGUGCCUACACCUUUAGCAGUUGGCCUUGGGGCAGCGUGUGAAGUGUCUCAACAAGAGAUGGAGUAUGACUAUAAGCGAAUCUCUGUAUUGGCGGACCGACUCAUUACAAAAAUAAUGACUGAAAUUCCAGAUGUGGUUAUGAAUGGAGACCCAGAGCAUCACUAUCCAGGCUGCAUCAAUUUAUCUUUUGCGUAUGUGGAAGGAGAGAGUCUGCUGAUGGCUCUGAAAGAUGUGGCUCUGUCUUCAGGAAGUGCUUGCACAUCUGCCUCUCUGGAGCCAUCCUAUGUGUUACGAGCAAUUGGGACUGAUGAAGACUUGGCUCACUCAUCCAUAAGGUUUGGCAUUGGUCGUUUCACUACAGAAGAAGAAGUAGAUUACACAGUGCAGAAGUGCAUACAGCAUGUCAAAAGGCUGAGGGAGAUGAGUCCACUGUGGGAAAUGGUGCAGGAUGGAGUUGACCUAAAAAGUAUUAAAUGGACCCAGCAUUAGGAAAGCUGUUGAGUUGUAACCUUGUACUAGAUGGAUGUGGAUUAAAGUGAAUUUUCUGUACAUUCCUGAGGAAAGCCAUAUGGCAUUUGGUUUUUUACAUAGUCAGUCUGGUGGUAGGGGUCUAAACACAGAAUCUAAGAAACCAGAACUGAGGUGAAGCUGAAUCUCGCACACUUAUUUACGCACAAGAUAACUUGCACUGUGACCUAGCUUCCUUGGAAUUGCAUUUUCUGUCACAAGAGUGAAACUGGGCUCUUUAACCCUGAUUUCUCUUGCUGCAGAAGAGUCCCUCUUUUAGGAGGUUCGCCUUUCUUGGCAUCACACACAUGCUGCAGCAGUUCUGUUUGUGGUAAAGCUUUAUUGCCAAGAGCCUUUUUUCACUUACUCCAGUGAUUUUUAUUUGAUUCAGUGAUAUUAGUCUCAAACAACAACCUGCUUUCUGUGUUCAGAUAGUUCUACUUACAUAAGGCACCUCUAAAGGAAACAGAAAUCUUAGUUUAUGGUUCUAGAAUGGUGUAUACUUGUGUUAAUUAUAUAUUUCAGACUCAUUCAUAUCUGCAGUUAAGAGCCCCUUUCCCAAUUGAACAAAAGAUUUUUGCCUCUUCCAGUUUGGUUUAGUUUGAUUUUUGCAGUUCUACCUUCUUAUAUUUGUUUCUCUCCUGAUCCUCAUACAAGCCAAUAUGUGUUUUUAACCCAAAGUAUUCUUCCACCUUUCCAGAAUCUAGGAUAGGAUGAUGCACUUUGCUGUCUGCAUCAAUUGUUUCUUUCCAUGCAGUCCGUCUGUUUGCAAGUAAAGAAAGAAAAGUUGUAUGUAAUAGAAUGUAUUUCUGGGGCUGGGAGGGAGCAGGAUACAUUGGCUUCAGUGGAAGUGGAAGCUUUUAGUUUGGCAGGAGUGGUGACACAGAAAAGACACCAGCUCUAAUGCAUGGAAAUGCUUUACAUACUGUUUGCUCUUUUCUUGGUGAUGGAACCUUUCUCCACUACCCAUCAAGAAUAUGACCAUGGGCAAUAGCAUCCUAAUUUCUUUAUGGGGCCUGUUGUCUUCCCCAUAUUCUAGUCUGCCAAACCGGUUCUGUAGGUAGGAGGUAGGAAUAGAUGAGCUCUGAGGAGAGUUCUUGACACUCCAGGUUUACACCCUUUUUGUUUCUAGAGAUCGUCAUGGGAACAGCAUCCAUUCCAAUCAGGCAUUGGGGAAAAUGUCCAUUAAAUGGGUCGGGCUAAUUGAAUUAAAUGUCAGUUUUUGGUUUCUUGCCUUCUUUUAGAAAUUUAACCCUACGUUAUAAAGUGCCUUUUUUUUACCCAGCUUUGUAUGCAGACUACUCCUCAGAAGGUAGCUGGUUCACAGAUGAAUGCUGUGCUAGCCACUCGAUCCUAGGCAUCCUACUGACAAUGCAUAUCUCCUGUUGGAGGCAGCAGAGAGACAUCUCCUGACUACCUUGAGGAUGAACCCAGACAUGAAAGCUGUCUCCUGGAACCUCAAUCUCACUUUGCAAGGUGGUGUGCCCUGCAGAGCCCUGCAAACUCUGAUCAGGAAGGCUUGUGUUGUAUCAGUUGCACCGAGGAGAGUAGAUUUGCCCUUUCAUAAUAGGUGCAGAUAUUCUUGGAUCACUCUCUGUUUGAAGUGGUUGGUGGCUUUAGCAGUUUUAAUAUUGUUGAGAUGGGAACUUAUGAUUUCAAAAAAUUUUAAAGACUUGAUGUAUAACCGGCUUUCAAAAGAGUUGUAAUAUAUACCUUGUGCAUAUAGGUCUGAGUAACCAUGUAGUAACACUUCCCAGCAUGUUAUAAAAACAUUUCUCUGAAAUUGUUCUGCUUCCUGCAUUGUAAAUAUAAAUAUGAUUUAAACUUGA